This is a messenger RNA of Metopolophium dirhodum (rose-grain aphid), 3037 nucleotides long. It is a transcript of the gene Doa, whose product is annotated as dual specificity protein kinase CLK2. Gene Ontology annotation, cellular component: nucleus. Gene Ontology annotation, biological process: protein phosphorylation. The coding region runs from base 671 to 2674 and encodes 667 amino acids. The record is from RefSeq and is a predicted model, not a curated record. NCBI's taxonomy places the organism in Eukaryota, Metazoa, Arthropoda, Insecta, Hemiptera, Aphididae. Gene Ontology annotation, molecular function: ATP binding; protein kinase activity. The transcript is spliced from 9 exons.
AUUAUCUAAAGUAGUAUUUAUUAUCAAAUUAGUUACUAACAAGUAAUAACUAAGAACACUUGUACCUAUUUAUUUUUAAAAAAAAACCAUGUAUUGUAAAUCAUUUUCUUGAGAAAUUAUGUUUAAAUUUAUCAUAUAGUAUAAUUACGACAAUAAUUUACUAUACAUAAUAGAAUAUAAAAAUUAUUAUUUGAACAACAGAAUUACAAAAUUGUAAAAUAAACAAAUAUUUGGUUAAAAAAAAUACAGCAAUUUAUUCCUUAUUAUGUAGAAUGAAAAUUAUUAAUUAGCUGCUAAAAAUUUUUAUAAAUUAAUUAAAUAUUGAAUUAAUUUUUUAAUAAGUUGUAUAAUAUAUAUAAGAUAAACCUACUUAUUGGAGUAUUUUUAUAAAUAUUAAAAGUAUACUUAAACUUAAACUUUAGACGUUGUUUUUUCAAUAACUAAAAAAAUAUAUACUAAUAUGUAUAUAUAUUGUAUAUAUAAAUGUUUUUCAAGGCCACUACUAGUCAUUAAUACUUUAAUAUUUUCAUUUGUGGGGGAAGAAAAAAUAAAAUUUUGUCAACAAAGCCUGUGACGUAUGGCCCACGUUUCACUUCUACAGAAGAGGUCGGGAUUUUUUUUCUACGCUGUCCGGUUGACACAGAAAUAGAUUUUUUGGAAGAUUGCCUCAAUGUGCGAGGGCCGCUUCAUGUAUGCCAGGUCCACAAUACAGUUGACCAACAGUUUUCCGAACCAGGGCCAUGUAGAUACAUUAGAUCAUUCAGUAGACACUUUAAUUUAUUUAUUUUAUUACGUUUUUCAUAUAAAUUCACAAGUUCGGUUAAUGUUUCCUCCGGAUAUGAAUGGCCAUGCUCCGUCCGAAAAGCGCCGCACUAGGUACGCUCGAUCGUCGACAGUUAGUGUCACUCAAAUGUUAUCAGAUUCUUGUUCUAGUCUUAUUAACCGCAUAACCGGACGAUCUCGUGGUCCAUCCGAGUGUAUCCGUAAACCUGAGCUCAAACCCGUCGAAACAUCGCGAAAUCAUAAUAUUCCUUCUUCAUCGUCGUCGUCUUCCUAUCUUCCUAGCCCGUUUCAUUCAUCUGGAUACUCUGUGCGUAAUGAAGAUCGUUAUUUAUCCGCCUUAGAUGCCCAUCGUUACCGAAGACAACAAAGGCCCCUCACCAAAAGUGCUACCACAGUUUUGUUAUCAGAAAAGGCUUAUCCAUUUGUUCAUCAAACACCACGUGAAAAGACCCCGUAUCGUCGCCAUAAACCCAACGUACUGUUAUCCAUACGACCAUUAAAACGGUCUCCUACAACCAUCACUGCUACAAUACAUACACCCGAACCUGUAGAACAAGUUGUAGACCCCGUGAUAACGGAGCGUGAAGCCAGGCGUAAGGAGAUACAAACAUUGAUUAUGAAAUAUUCAGCCUUGGACAAUGACGAGGAAAACGAUGAUACUCCUAGUGUUUUGACUAAGUGCCAACAAAAGUAUUCUUCCAUUCUUACCUCUUCUGUGAGCAGUGGCCAGCGAGCAAGAAGUCCAGUCAUUGUGGAUGACGAAGAGGGACAUCUGAUAUACAAAAAUGGAGACAAUCUGGCCGAUAGAUAUCAAAUCAUCCAAACCCUUGGGGAAGGUACUUUUGGAAAGGUAGUUAGUGCCAAAUGUCUGAAAAACCGUGAUGAAAUUGCUGCGGUCAAAAUAAUAAAAAAUGUUGAAAAAUAUCGAGAAGCCGCUCGUUUGGAAAUUAAUGCCUUAGAAAAACUAAAUGCAAAGGAUCCAGAAAGUAAAAAUCUUUGUGUUCGAAUGAUUGAUAACUUCGAAUUUGGCGGACAUGUAUGCAUUGGAUUUGAAUUGUUGGGACUAAGUGUUUUUGACUUUUUGAAAGAAAAUAACUACCAACCAUACACAGUUGACCAGGUACGGCAUAUAUCUUAUCAAUUAUGUUAUGCUGUCAGAUUUUUACAUCGCAAUAAAUUGACACAUACUGAUCUGAAACCAGAAAAUAUUCUUUUUGUCAAAUCUGAAUAUGAUACACAAUAUAAUCAAAAAAAGGUAAUGUAUAAUAUUGUGAGCCUUUUCUUAUCAAUUAUAAAUAUAUUAAUUCAAAUUGGUGUUGCACAGAAGCGUGCGUAUAAAAUGAUCAAAGAUACCGAAGUACGAUUGAUUGAUUUUGGUAGUGCUACAUUUGACGAUGAACACCAUAGUACAGUCGUAUCAACAAGACAUUAUAGAGCACCUGAAGUUAUUUUAGAACUUGGGUGGGCUCAACCAUGUGAUGUAUGGUCUAUUGGAUGUAUUAUUUUUGAACUUUAUUUGGGCAUUACAUUAUUCCAAACACAUGACAAUCGUGAACACCUGGCAAUGAUGGAGCGAAUUCUUGGCUCAAUACCUUACAAGAUGGCCAGAAGAAGUAAAACAAAAUAUUUCUAUCAUAGCAAAUUAGAUUGGGACCAAUCCAGUUCUGCUGGACGAUAUGUUAGAGAAAAUUGCAAACCCUUAAAGAGAUACAUGAGCUCUGAAGAGGAAGACCACCGGCUAUUGUUCGAUUUGAUCUCUCAAUUGCUCAAAUACGAGCCAACUCAACGUAUGACCAUGGAGGAAGCUUUAGACCACCAAUUCUUUUAUAAACUACCCGCUCACCAGAGACUUCAUGACAAAGAAGAAAGAUCACAUUCACUGUCCAGAUGAAAAUGUCGUAAUAGCCGUGGUCGCUAAACAUGCACCUCUGGCUUGAACGUCUCUUCUAAUUGAGAUGCCAAUUGUUUUUUUUUUUUUUUUUUAACUGGCCUUGUUAAGUAACAUUAGCUAGGAUAAGAUAAAGAAAACGAUAUAUACAUAAUUUGUAUAUAGUUACUUUUGUAAUCUUUCGCGUUAAGUGUUAGUAGAAUUAUGAAGUUUAACUUAAGAUAUUAUUUUCCCUCCCACGAAUAGAAAUAUUUUUAAUGUAUUCAAAAUUCUGUGUUCAUAACUACACUUUUAUAUACAGAUUAUCUAGAAAAAUUGUAAAAGUUUAAUAUACAUAAAGAAGUAUAAAACAUUUACAAUUUUAUA